UUGGUAAACUUGAUUUCUAGGCACUAUACACCUUCACAUUUUGGUUCUUCUGAGCAGUCACGCCGUCCCUCUUCUCUCUCACACCGUCCCUAUUUCUCUCAGUCACGCCGUCCCUCUCUCUCUCAGUCACGCCGUCCCUCUCUCUCACUCCGGUCUCUCUCAGUCUCAAUCACCGGCGUUCCUUCACGCUGUCCCUCUCUCUCUACGGUCUAGCUCUCAGUCACACAUCGUAUAAAUACACCGGUGUUCCUCACGUUCCUGACCUUGGCCGUGCCUGUAAGAUAAGUCUAAUUUUUAAGCUCAAUUUCGUUGUUCUGCUUGUAAUUAAUAACUGGGUUUGUUUACUCUGCAUAUUUUAAUGUUAGGUUUAUGCUUGGUUACAUAGAUAAUAGGGUGAUUCAGUUCUGGUAAAGUUUAAUUUUAGUGUAAUUUGUAGUUUAUGCUUGAAUUUCUUCAUUAGGGCCUGUUUGCUGUUUCUUCAAAUAUUCUGGAUCUAUUCAAACAGUCAACAAAACCCAUUACUCCAAUAGAGCAAAAUGUGAAAAAGAUUGCUACUUUUUUUGUAUUUUUCUUUUGGGGUUAAAUUUAUUUACUUUUGUUAGGGUUGCUGAGAAAAUGUACAGAAGUCCUGGAAAGAAAGUUUAGAUCUUUUUGUCUUUUACCUUGCUUCCUUUUUGAUUUUAUUACUUUGAUUAUUGAAUGUUGUAAAUUUAAAGGAUUUUAGACGAUAUUGUAUGGUUUAAAAUAAAUCCUGUGUCUUUUCUUUUUCCUCUCAUACUUGGCACAUUUAUGCAUAGAACUUGUGUCUUUUCUUUUUCCUCUUUUAUUUCUAAUUGAUAUGGCAUAACUUUUUGCAGCAUGACGAUAGAUCCUGGGCCCAUUGAUCAUAGCGUUUUGACGGAACAAGUGAAUCAUCGAUUUGAGUUACUUUGGAACCCUAAAGGCCAGGAUCCUCCUGGCACACUAAAUUGUCGAUGUCGCCAUGAAGAGUUGACACGUCGAGAUCCUAUGGUAGAUGAGCGUGUGAUUGCCAUAGUGAGGUUGCUUGGUUUAGAGCGUCUACACAUGGUCCCAUCCAUAAAGCUUAAUCAUGCAUUGAUCACUGCAUUUGUAGAGCGAAGGCGCCUAGAGACCCAUUCUUUCCACCUUCCACAUGGUGAGAUGACGAUCACACUGCAAGAUGUGGAAGUUAUAAUGGGGAUGCCCAUUGAGGGUGAGGCAAUGGUUGGGUUCACUAAAAAAACUUGGAAAUCUGUUUGUAAUGAAAUGCUUGGAAUUCAAAUUCCAGAUGAAAAUAAAACCGUGCUAGAUGGUCAAAGGAUUCAAAUAAAAGCACUCGUUGACCGAAUUGCACAACUGUUGCCUCCGGAUGCAAAUGAGUUGCAGGUUCAUCAAUAUGCUCGCUAUUAUGUUCAUCUGCAUGUAAUAAUUGUAAUUCUUCCCGUCUACCACCCUCCAAAAUUGUUUGUUGCACAUCUUCACCGCCAAGUUCUAUACGAGGCUCCACACUUAUAUAUAACUCGGCAGUUUUUAACUGAGGUGUCGAGUCUAUCCUAUCAAACAUAAUCCUAACAUGCUUGUCUCAUUUUAUUUCAAUAGGUGUGAAGACAAUGCGGUCACUGAAAACUGCAUGAGGAGAACGAUAUAUAAUUUUAUGUCAUGGGACCGACGGUCCAAA
This is a messenger RNA of Quercus robur (English oak), 1678 nucleotides long. Its product is annotated as serine/threonine-protein phosphatase 7 long form homolog. The record is from RefSeq and is a predicted model, not a curated record. NCBI's taxonomy places the organism in Eukaryota, Viridiplantae, Streptophyta, Magnoliopsida, Fagales, Fagaceae. Gene Ontology annotation, biological process: meristem maintenance; meristem development. The transcript has 2 exons. Bases 859 to 1566 code for a protein of 235 amino acids.